AAACCUGGAGCAGAUCUAGAAAGGAACUAGGGAUGGGAUUGAGGGCUGGGCCUCAGCGGCCGAACUAAAGUUUAGGCCUGAGAUAAUGGGGAGGUGCUAAGGUUAAAGUGGAACAAAGAGGGAGAGGCCCGAAUGAACUGGGAGGACCCGGAUGAAGAGCGCAGCGGAAGCUCAGAUUGGGACUAAGACAACGCAGCCUAGAGCGGAGGGAGGCGGGAGACUGGGCAAGCAUGAGGCGGAGUUAAGGGCUGGACUGGGGCGAAGCUGAGAUUGGGGUUUACGUUGGACUCGGCCAAGCUGAGGUUCAGGGUUGGACUUCUGCGAGGAAGAGUCUUGUAGAGACGAAGAACUAGGCUGAGAGAUAUGUGGGUUAGGACGACACUGAGGAUUGAAAGGUGGACUAAGGAAAAAACUGAGGACGAUGCCAGCUGGUGGGACGACAGCAGCACCGGUCGGGGGGAGCGCCUCAGCUCGCCAGACUGGGAGGAUUCUGUACAAAUGAGCAUCACCUAUAUAAACAGGUUACCCAGCUGGGAGAGAGGACAUCUGCUGGCUGGUGUGGCAUCCAGCACUGACGCAUCUACCUUCUCUGAAGGUGAAUUCAAGGACACUGACAGGUGCUGCUGGAAACACAGAAAGUGCACCGGGCACAUCAUCCAUCCCUUCACCUCUGACUAUGGCCACCACGACGUGCACCUGCACUCUAUCAGCCACUGUGACUGUGAUUCUAGGCUGAAGGACUGCUCAGAGAAGACAUACAGCAGUUCCGGAGAUGUGGGCCCAACCUGCUCUCAAGAUGUGGACUCAGCCUGUUUCAACAUCAUCCAGUGCCCAUGCUUUGAGCUCAUCCCAGAGGAAGAGUGUGUGGAGCGGUUCUGGUGUGGCUGGUGCAAAAGCUACAGGCCUGUCUCUGUGGCAGUGAUCCACCAUCCCAUCCACCAUGAGUGCAGGGCAGAUGACCUAAACCAAGAAGAGGAAGAGGAGGAGGAGGAGGAAGAAAGCAAGCCUCCCAUCCCGACCCAGGUGGGGCCCCCCGCCCUCCCCACCAACACAGGUAUGGGCAUGGUCACAGGUACCCCUGACUUAGCAGCUCCCAUCACCAUCUGGCGUUCCGAAAGCCCCACAGGGAAGUCCCAGGGCAGUAAGGUGAUCAAGAAGAUAAAGAAGAAAAAGGAAAAAGAGAAAGAAAAGGAGGAGGAGACGGAUGAAAAGGCGAAGGUGAAGAAAAAAGUCAAGAAGGGCAAGUUGACUAAGAAGAAAAGCCCAGUUAAAUCAGAAUCACCUCCAGACUUAAACCGAUCGUUCAGCCCAAGAGAGUUGGCCAGGAUGUCAGAGUCCAGCCCAGACAGCUGGCAAGAUCUGGAGAGUGAGGACAGUUACAAUGACCCUGGGCGAGAGGAACCCUCCAAUGGGGAUAUUGUGGAGUCUUCAUCAUCCAGGAAGAGAGAGAAGAACGGGGUCCAGGCCAAGAAGCCAGGGAUGAAGACCUCGCCAGUCAAGAAGGUCAACAAGAGGAAAUCUCCCCCAGCAUCAAACCCCAAUCUCAGUUGAGGCCAGGGCGACCAGGGUGAAGAAUAAAUGCGAUCAAGCCUGUAGCUGACCCCCUGCUUCUCUCUCCCUCCAACCUGGCUACCUCUGGGGGGAGAGGGCAGCCUCUGGGCAUAACUGGAGCCAAGGGGCUAAGGAGCUGCAGGUGUUUCUGAAGGGCAAUCCAUCUUUCAAGAGGAAGCCCAGAGAAGGCAGGUAGGAGGGCAGGGAAGGGGCACAGCCUGUUUCUCUGUAACACCCUAGAUCCAGGGCAGCAGCACCUCUGGGUGGGAAGGAGGCUUCCUGUCUACUGGGAGACAGGUCUGUGCAAAAUCCACUUGGUGAUAGGCAUUGUGUGCAGUGAUACCACUAAUAAAUUGAACCUUUUAACCCACUCCGUGCAGCCUUGCCUUUCCCUACUCUAAGUGGCCCUGGGGCAGGUGCUGGUGGCAUCAAAAGGAACAUGAACCUUCCCAGCUGGUGUGGCCCUGCUCCUGCUAGGCCCUUCUAGGCCUUUUGUGCUGAAGGGAAAGGAACUGAAUUCCUGUCAGAAGGCGAGCCCCU
Molecule: messenger RNA, 2091 nt
Organism: Balaenoptera acutorostrata (minke whale)
Lineage: Eukaryota; Metazoa; Chordata; Mammalia; Artiodactyla; Balaenopteridae
Gene: PROCA1
Product: protein interacting with cyclin A1
Exons: 6
Coding region: 364-1551 (395 amino acids)
Biological process (GO): arachidonate secretion; phospholipid metabolic process
Molecular function (GO): A2-type glycerophospholipase activity
Source: RefSeq, a predicted model, not a curated record